Molecule: messenger RNA, 2970 nt
Organism: Camellia sinensis
Lineage: Eukaryota; Viridiplantae; Streptophyta; Magnoliopsida; Ericales; Theaceae
Biological process (GO): mRNA splicing, via spliceosome
Cellular component (GO): U2AF complex
Molecular function (GO): metal ion binding; RNA binding
Source: RefSeq, a predicted model, not a curated record
ACGUCUCCGCAGCUCUACGAAACGGGCGUCGAAGGUGUUCUUGAGAUUCCGAUGAUUUUAUCUUGUGAAUGAUCCGAUUGAUUCUCAAAACCCUAAAAACAUUUCAGUUAUAGUAGAUAUAUAGAUACACUUGCUUGUGUGUAUAGGCGAUGAUAUUAUGGCGGAGCAAAUAGCAGGCGGCGGAUCAUCGGGAUGCGUGCAAGAAGCCCAGCCGCCGUUGGCGGCGGCGGAGAAUGUUGCGGCGGGUCGAAAGGAGAGGAGGAAGGCAGCGAAGAGGGAGAAGAGGAAGCAGAAGAGGAAGGAGCUGGCGGCGAAGGAGCGAGAAGAAGAAGAAGCCCUGCUUAAAGCAGAAUGUAUGCGGAGGAUUCAGAUGGAGGAAGAGAGAGAAAACGAGAGGCUAGAGAGAGAGAGGAAGGAGUUUGAGGAGCAUGAGAGGGUGUUUCUUGAGGCCUUGGCUGCGAAGAAGAAGAAGGCCGAAGAGGAGGAAGAAGAGCGGAGAAAAGCCCUAGAAGAAGAAUCCAAACAAAAUCAGGUUGGAAACGAGGAUGAAAAUGACAAUGAUGAUUGGGAAUAUGUAGAGGAGGGGCCUCCUGAGAUUAUUUGGCAAGCAAAUGAGAUAAUUGUCAAGAAGAAAAAGGUCAGGGUGAAGAAGAAAGAUGUGGAUCAACAGAUAAAAAAAGAGGAUCCUAAUAGACCUACAUCAAAUCCUCUUCCUCCACAAUCUGAAUCCUUUGCCGAUUACAAGAAUGGAUCUGUGGUUUCUGCACAACAGUUGUUGGAGAAUGCUGCUCAACAAAUUCCGAACUUUGGAACAGAACAGGAUAAAGCUCAUUGCCCUUUCCACCUUAAAACCGGUGCUUGUCGAUUUGGGUCACGUUGCAGCAGAGUUCAUUUUUACCCUGAUAAAGCUUGCACGUUGCUUAUCAAGAACAUGUACAAUGGACCUGGCCUUGCUUGGGAGCAGGAUGAAGGGCUUGAGCAUACGGAUGAAGAGGUUGAUCGCUGUUAUGAAGAGUUCUAUGAGGAUGUGCAUACAGAGUUCUUGAAGUUUGGGGAAAUUGUAAAUUUUAAGGUUUGCAAAAAUGGUUCAUCUCAUUUGCGGGGGAACGUGUACGUACAUUAUAUGUCAUUGGAUUCAGCUGUGCUUGCUUAUCAAUCUAUAAAUGGUCGCUAUUUUGCAGGCAAACUGUUAACAUGCGAGUUUGUCGGUGUGACCAAAUGGAAAGUUGCCAUAUGCGGAGAGUACAUGAAGUCAAGGCUUAAGACAUGUUCUCGUGGGACAGCAUGCAAUUUUAUCCACUGUUUCCGCAACCCUGGUGGAGACUAUGAAUGGGCUGAUUGGGAUAAACAACCUCCAAAGUAUUGGGUGAAGAAGAUGGCUGCUUUGUUUGGUUAUUCAGAGGAAUCUGGGUAUGACUACCAGAUGGAACAAGAAAGGAGGAACUCCAGCAGGAUGAUGGCAACAGAUCCAGACAGGAAACACUACAGAAGAUCUCGCUCGAGAGAGAGGGAUUCUUCUAGAAGCCGAUAUGAGGAAUAUGAUGCUCGAAGGAGCAGGCACUGGGAAAGGCACACAAGUGGCAGUAGAAAUGCAAUAGAAGUUAUUGAUGAAAAAAAUCAUGGAGAAGAAAUGAAUUCUAAAAACAAACUUGAAAGCAAGAACAGAAUGCAUGACUCUGAUUCUGAUGGAGAUUGGUCGAAUAAGGACAGAGGUGGAGGGAAAGCAAGAACAGACCAUGUUAGCACGAGGGAAAGCUCCAGUCACCGGAAGAAAGUGUAUGGAAACCCAGAUGAUUAUGAGAGCAAGACCAGAACUGAUUCUGGUGGACACUUGUCUGAUGAGGACAGAGAGAGAGACGCAUACCACAGGCAGAGGAGGAAAAGCUCAAGACAUCAGAACACUGUGCCAGGGUCUCCUGAUAAUAGGGACAGAACCCGUGAUAGUGAUUCCAGGGAAGAGGACAGAGAUAGACACCACAGGCACAAGAGAAAACGGUCAAGGCAUUCAAAUGAAGGAUUAGGGUUCAUUGAUGAUCAUGGUAACUCAGUGAAGAAGUUGAAAGAUAAACAUAACCAAAGGGAAUCUGACUCGGAGAAACUUGAGACACAAAGAGUAAAGAAAUCAAGUCAGUCAAGCAGAUGGGAUUGUUCAAGCAUAGAGCCAAGUGAAUCUAAUUUUUCUGCCAAGGUUCUAAAAUCACAUGAUAUGGAUUCAAGAUACAACUCCAACGAAAACAUUGAUAAGAUGGGUCAUCCAAAAUCUAGAGACAAAUUUUCCUUAAAGCACCAGAAAUCUUUUAGAGACACUUCUAGUGAUGAGAGUUAUGAGUCCAACAGCGUACGUUGGUAUAGUCCGAGAAGUAAGUCACAUGAUUCUGGGUGUUAUUCUGAUGAAGACAUUGACGAACGAGGUCGGUGGGAAUCUGAAAAAAUUGGUCCUGAAAAGCACCACACGUCUAGAAGAAAAUUCAGUGGUGAUGAUUUUGACCAAGAUGGCAGGACUUCUAAUUGUCAUGACCUGAAUUCUGACGAGUGUUACAGGGAAAGCAGAUCGAGAGACGGGAAAAGCUCAGAUGGCUUGGAGGAGGGUGGUUCUGCUGAAGAGUGCCAAGAAUUUAGGGGGAGAGAGAAGAAGCAUAGCAGAAAGUAUCGGACUCGUGGUCAUAAGAAAAACAGUUCUUAAUGCAGGUUCAAAGAAUCCAAGUACAGGAUUAGUUGAAACUAUAUAUCCAUGCUGUUUUUAGUUGGGUAGAUUUGGUUGCUGGAAAGGUAAAACGAGUACAUCAUUGGCGAGUGACAUUCUAAGUAUGUGGAAGAGAAUGCUAUAUAUUUCUGAAAAACUGAUCAUGAAGUAGCUAGUCAUGGUUUCAACGUUUGUACAUAUUAAUUGAGUCAACGAGCAUCAGGCUCUACUCACUAAAUUGAGCCUUGCUUGCCAAUAUAUAUAUAUAUUUUUUCAAUUGCAGGGAA